Messenger RNA from Etheostoma cragini (Arkansas darter), 5432 nucleotides. It is a transcript of the gene dlec1, whose product is annotated as DLEC1 cilia and flagella associated protein. The record is from RefSeq and is a predicted model, not a curated record. Gene Ontology annotation, biological process: negative regulation of cell population proliferation. The transcript has 38 exons. NCBI's taxonomy places the organism in Eukaryota, Metazoa, Chordata, Actinopteri, Perciformes, Percidae. The coding region runs from base 262 to 5349 and encodes 1695 amino acids.
ACUGUCUAUGGCAACCACAUGAACAUAAAUAUGGCGGAAUUGAACACAAAGAACUUUUAGCCACUGCAUUAGCUAAAUUAUGUGGAUGGGACAUCUUUGGAAGCUUAAUGAUCUGUGAAACUCGUUUUGCUAACGCUACAUACCUGUUUUGACAUUGACUUUAGGUGCUAAUAAACUGGUUCUCACUAAUGUAUAGCUAACUAGUAUAACGUUACAAAUUAGCUAGCACAUAUAGCUAGCUACAGUUGGUCAGUCAGUACCAUGCUAGAAGAACCAGACACGAGAAAAAAAUCGCGGAGUGAUCCGUCUAUGAACUGUCACAGACCCGCAUCAGAAAAGUCACAGGAUAUUUCUCAUGUGUUAGCAAGCACAUUCAAGGAUCUUUACACAAAAGACAUAAUCGGGAAAGACACUUUGUCCAACCUCAUCAAGACAAAGAAUGGACGAAGCAGCUACCAUGAAAGAUAUGUUGCAGAGCUUCAACAGGCUCAUUGUGAAUACAGCCUACGUAUAAAAGAGGCUGACAUGCUGGAGAGUCAUAUAAUUCAGGCCAGAGCUCGGGCUGCAGCCACAGAAAACCAGGCUUAUGAGAGAAUGAAAGAGGAGAUUGGAGAUGUUUAUGAUCACCAGAUCCAUCUCACAGUCAAAUCCGCCUUUUCCUGGUGCGUAGACAACGAUCUUCUUGAAAUGAACAACCUCAUUUCCCCGCAGGACUACUUAACUACACAAACACCAUGGGUGGAACCACCAGCAGCAAUGAAAUCAAAUCCUGGCGAACCCACCAUUGCUGACGCCGUGCACGUGUCCAGGGAGCCUCAGGAUGAUGGUUGUACUCUAGUUCCCAGUUCAGAAAAGAUCGUCUCAGGAAUUAAUGAAUCAGAUCUCAGCCUGACGUUUGAAUCCAUCUUAGAUACCCCAAAGAGGACAAAAACUUCUAAGGAGAGGCCCAACCAGUCCAAACCCAGACCAAAGUGGAAGGAUGAGCCAAGUGCAAAGGAUCGAGCCGAAGGAUGGGAAAAACUUCAUAAGCUAAAAGAUCGACACAGUUUCCUGCGCAAUCCUCGCUUCCUUCCACCGAAUGCACAGCAGAUUGGCACAUCCCUCGUACGGCCCAGGACCAAAGUGGGGAAGACAGAGCGUGUUAGGAAAGAGAUGGAUGGGCAAAGCUCAACUGAUGAUCCUGUUUUUUUAGCAAAACCUGCCACGGUGGUUUUCUCUGACUACAGUGUGGGGCACGUAUAUGAGACUAGUCUGGAGCUGAAAAACUUGACUUCUGCAAGCCGUACUGUACGGGUCAUCCCUCCUACCACUUCUUACUUCUGUAUUGGACUGGGGAGAUUCCCUGGUGAGGGUGGUGUUGUUGCCCCAGGGAUGAGUUGUAAGUACACAGUGCGCUUUGCUCCAGACUCCCUGGGGGAUUAUGAGGACUUCAUAGUGGUGGAGACCCAGGCUGAACUCCUGCUUGUGGUGCCCAUCGUGGCCAGAAGACCCCCUCCAAUACUCACAUUACCAAGAGUUCUGAACUGUGGUUGUUGUCUGGUUGGUGGAGUAAAAUGUGUCGAGUUCAUGUGUCAAAAUAUUGGCCUCAGUGCUGGGACCUUCUGCGUCAUCCCCAAGAACCAGUGGCCAGCCUCAAACCUCAGGUCUGUGGCAAGAACUUACUUUUCUGAGCAGCCCCCCUUUGCGGUCAGCCCGUCUCUUUUUGUGCUGCAGCCAGGAGAGGCCACUGUAGUGGAGGUGGUUUUCUUUCCCAGCACUGCUGAGAAGAGCUGUCAAAUGUUCACUAUUGUGUGUGACAACUGCCAGGUGAAAGACAUUUCCAUUGAAGGUUUGGGCCAGCUGAUUGCACUUGAGCUUGGGGCUGUAUCUGGGCAGAUUGAGCCUCCUGUGGUUGGAGAGGUACAUGAUCUCACUGCAGAGCACUUUGUCCGUUUCAGCCCAUGUAACCCUCAUUCUGGGCAACAGAAGAAAAUCAUCAUUAGAAACAAUGUGCACUUGGAGCUGCCUUUCCACUGGCAGAUCAUGAAGCCAAACCUGCACCCUCUGCUUCCAGGGGAAACCCCCGAGCCCUCCUAUAUCCAGUUCCACCUGGCCACAGAUGAUGUUUUCCACGUCAGCCCCAUAACAGGGGUUCUGGCGCCCUGCCAGGAACAAGAGUUUCUGUUCACCUUCUGUCCUAAAGAGUUGAAGGAUUACCACAGUGUUUGUCACUUAGUCCUGAGGGAUGUCCCCCAGCUGCCACCAAAGCCCAGUGACACUGGUGUCCUUCAGCCUGUGCGCACUGGCUCCAAGGUGAGUGAUGUCAUCGUCAUGGAGAUAGAGGUCAAGGGGUCAACAGAACAAUACCAGGUCCUACUGGAGCCCUACGCUGUUGUGAUCCCCGGAGAGAUUUUUAUUUGCACGACCACCCGCAGGCAAUUCAAGAUGUGGAACCACAGCAAAACCUGCAUCUUUUUUCAAUGGGAGACAAUGAGCAGCAGCAGCCACGUAAUAGAAGUAGAGCCCUCUAAUGGUAGAAUAGAGGAGAACGAGUGUUUUGAUUUUGACCUGAUUUUGAGUGGAGGGAAACCAGACAGGGUUGUGACCAGUCUGGUUUGCCAUAUAGAGCAUUGCCAAGAGCCCGUCACUCUGUCCGUGGAAGUCUCUUUUAAGGGUCCCAUAGUGACCCUCAGUGUGCCUAGUGUGGAGUUUGGGCUCUUGAAGCUUGGGGAGCAAACACAGACCGGGCUGAUCCUCACUAACAUCACCCAGCUGGAGGCCUCCUGGACAUUGAUGGAGAGGCACAAUAGUCAGCAGGACCAUGAUGACACACAGAUUUUAGUAAAGCCGUGCAGAGGUGUGUUGCCCCCAUUGGCCUCUUGCAGUGUGGAUGUGCUUUUCAGACCCCGAUUCUGCCAGCUAUAUGACACAGAGCUGGAGUUGAUGGUGGAGAAUGGAACAGGAUGUCACCUGUCGGUGCGAGCGGAUGUGCAGACCCCACAGGUUUGUCUGCUCAACUGUGAGCUGCUCCUGUCUGAACUCUACGUUGGAGUUCCUGCCACGGCAACCAUUACUCUCUUCAACCAGACACUUCUACCUUCAAACUUUAGCUGGAUGACUCAGCUCCAGGGUAAACAGGCUGAACUGUGUACAGCCAGUUUUGACCCCUCAUCUGGUACUCUGGGACCUAAUGCCAGUUUGGAGAUCACAGUUACCUUUACCCCUCACUCAGAUCUGGAGCUGACUGAGGUGGCUGCUCUCUGUGAGGUCCAGGGGAUGAACUCUCCUCUUGUUGUUGGCAUUGUGGCUUCCAACAUCCAGAAACUCAGUGUGUCCUACUUGCUACCCAGUGUUUGCUCCCCCCCAGAUGAUGAGAGCCUCUCAACACCGUUACUUGACUUUGGAGACAACGUCAUUUUGAAGAGAGCUGUUACUAAACAGUUAUUGAUAACCAAUCAAACGGCCAUCCCAGCCCCUUUUACCAUAGAGGCGGAGUAUUUCACCUGCCAUGCCUCAAAGCCGAAUAACAAGUCACUACAAAGAUUCACAUGCGUCAAGAAGCCGCUUCACUCCUUUCAAGCUAAGAAAGCAGAAGAAAAAGCCCACAAGGAGUUUGUAAGCAGCCUGCUGGCUCAUGGAAAAGGUGCCGCGUACUUUGUCCUACCUGACACUGGGAUGCUGGGACCUUUUGAGACCCAGACUGUUGAUGUCACUGCCUACACUGACAUGUGGGGGGAAUACAGAGAUCAUCUCAUUUGCAAAGUGGGGGACCUCCAGCCAACCCUCAUUCCCAUGCAGAUGAAGGUGACAGGCUGCCCACUCUACUUCCAAAUGAUAGGCCCACGUCCAGAUGCCCAGAACCAGGGACCAAUCACACAGUUUGGCACUCACGUAUCUGGAGGUGACACAGUGUCUCGUUCUCUUCGCAUCAACAAUCCCACCAUGUUUGAUAUUCGCAUUGACUGGGAAACAUAUAACAUAGAUCAGAAUGACCGUAAACUGGUGGAUGUUGUGGUGGCGUAUGGAGACCCCUUUCCAGUUAAAGAUGCUGAUGGCAAUGAAGUGUUGAGUGGAGCAAUAAGUAUUUCUGGUGGGGACAUUCAAACAGCGUGGGAAAGAAAUAAGACCCCAGGUUUUGAGAGAACAAGCGACUCCCUCCAGAGCAUGACUAGUGGAGAAGAGGAGGAGUAUGUAUCCGAGAAUGACUGUGAGGAAGAAGAAACCUGUCUUUAUCCAUCUCCUGCAAAGAAAAAUCUCAUCUGUGUCCACAUCAGACCUCAUGUGGGCAUCCUUUCAGAUUACCCGUACUGCAUCACACCUCGGCAAAUAGUGAUUCCAGCAAAGAGCAACAGCACCAUCCAUGUAUCUUUCACUCCUUUGACUCUUUCCGGGUCAGUCCGUGAGUCCAGAUGUGUGGGCCUUGCUCUGGGCUUUAUAAGUCUAGACUCCGAGAUGGCUGCCUGUGUCCCCGGUAAAGUUGGAAGAGCUCAGGGUUGGGAUUUGGAGCCUGUCAGAAUGGAUCUACUUGCAGUCGUUAAGCCUGCAGUGCUGUUAGUGCAGAUGGAGGAAGACGAGGGGGUGCUGGAGUUUCACGCCUCGGCCGGUGAUUUACUAAAGGCAGAAUCGGAGAAGCCGGUAGUUUGUGAAUUUGACGUCACACGGGCCCUUAAGCUGAAAAACAACUCUGAAAUGCCCCUACACUUCAGACUGGGGACUCAGCCUCCAUUUUUAGUGCUCAAGCCACAGCCUCGAGCUCGGACCAGCACCUCCAGCAACCCGCCCACUGGCGACAGCCAGUCUCUGGUGCUGCAACCACAACACAUCAUGCAGGUGAAAGUGGCUUUCCGCUGCUCACUGUCCCUUCUGGAUCAUGCAGACCAGGCAGUUGAGGAAGUCUAUCCCGGGGUGACACUGAUCAAAUGUGCCCAAGGGGGAAGGAAGCUGAGGUUCCAGCAAUACCUCCAGAUUCACUACAGCAACAACAGCCUGCAGACAGUGCCUCUCUGUGCCCAAUUGGCUCUUGUUACAAUGUGUCUGUCCAGUGACAGCAUCAACUUUGGAUUCUGCUAUGUGGGACAGACACAGAUAAUAGAAGUCAGCCUCUACAGCUAUGGAGCCCACACUUACUGGAAAUCAGUUAUAGAUGCCGGAGACUCCCAUGUGUUCAGAGUGACACCAGACUUUGGGCUUCUCAGGUCAAAGAAGCUGCAGGUAACCAGCUGCAGCCAGUGUCUCCAGAUCAGCUUCACCCCCAGUGAGGAGAGAGAGUUCAGGGCCAUUGUGGAGAUCCAGUCUCCUCUGGUGAAGACCCCCGUCACUCUGCAGCUCCAGGGAACGGGAUCCUUUGAUAUAGUGUACAGGUCCGAUUAGACGUCAACCUAACAUCACAGUCACCCAAUCACCACCUGCUCUCCUUAAAUCAACUCGUUCCUAAAUCCUUUUGUAAGUGAAUG